AAAGAACAAGAAAUAUCCUAGCAAUUGUCAAAGUUUGGUGUUCGAGAAUAACGGCAUGUGGAAUGUGCGUUGGAGAUCUUGACAUUUAUAAAGGCGUUGGGGACAAUGCAUAUACGGACUUUUUUUAUUUCACUCGUACUUCUCGAUUGCCCAACUUUCUCAUAUAUUCGAAGCUGGAAAAAAUUUGGGAAGUCUCAAUGAAGGCCCAUUGCAAAAAUAGUCAUAGAUCGAAAUUUACUCUUUUUCUUCUUUCGAGGACUAUUACAAGAAUUGUAUCCAGUCUUACUACAGUUUCUGGUAAUAUUGAAUUUGAAGACUCUGAAGAAUUUGAAGAAAGUAGUAUUAAGGAAUCUAAAGGAAACGAAAAAAAUUAUAUAAGAAUUAGUAUAAGAUUUUCAUAUACCCGCAUUCGUCUAGGACAUUAUUGUAAAUCCUUUGCUGAAGAGGAGCGAUUUUUACUGGAUAUAACUGAAGAACAAGAAUCGUUAAUAGAUGAAAUAAUAUCAAAUGAAGAAUUAAAAACCUAUUAUAUAAGACUUGGAAACGAAAGUUGCGUAGUCUGCAAGGUAUUGCAAAUGAUCUUAAAAAAUAUUCAUAAUUGUGGAUUAAUUCAUCGUGAUUUCAUUAUGGAAAUAUAUUUAGCGAUUUCUCAUAAUACCGAUUUGGGAUUAUGUAAAUCAGCCAAUGUAAAGACUUCUCAAGAUUGUAAUUAA
Messenger RNA from Rhizophagus irregularis DAOM 181602=DAOM 197198, 713 nucleotides. RefSeq lists its product as uncharacterized. The record is from RefSeq and is a predicted model, not a curated record. NCBI's taxonomy places the organism in Eukaryota, Fungi, Glomeromycota, Glomeromycetes, Glomerales, Glomeraceae.